UCGAGAUCCGAACCGGAACCAGAGCAUGGGAUAUCUUCGUUCAAAUUAAAAGGAUGAAAAUAGACCCUAACUGCACGUGUAUUACUGGAUUCUAACACAUUUUUUGGUACUUAGAAGAGCAAUAGAACCAACUCACGUUGAAUUAGUGAUGGACAACCAGUCUCUUAAAGAGGUUUUGUCAAGAGAUAAAGAAUCACUAAUGAAAACAUUGACAAGAUUUGAUGGACAAAUGACAGUUGAAGAUGUUGCUGGAAUUGAAACAACUCAUGCAAGUCACUAUCAUACUUUUUUUUUACAAGUGUUACUUGAGCAAGUUUGCAGCGUUGUAGAACCUGACAAGGAAAGGAGAUCUAUUUUAUUUAAAAGAGUUGUGGAUCUUCUUUCUGAAUCAAAGUUCUUGAACCGAUCUUUAGUUUUGGAUAAUUUAAUGCCUUUACGAAGAAAGGCAGCCGAACAUUUUUUUCAUUUUGUUAAGCAAGUUCAGUCAGAUGUUAUCCCAAAUUCUUCUGGAACUAAUGCUUCGCUUGAUUCAAUUCUUAGAGAAGAAGAAUUUUCACCUCAGCUACAGCUGAAAAACAAAUAUGAUCAAGAUUUUGAAGAGCUAGAAACAAUUGCAAAAGGAGGCUUUGGUGUUGUGUGCAAGGUAAAGCAUAAACUUGAUGGUGCAACUUAUGCAAUUAAGAAAAUAGUAUUCCGAUACAAAAGUGACUCCCGAUUCUUAAAGGUGAUUCGGGAAGCUAAAAGUAUUGCAGCACUUAAUCACAUCAAUAUUGUGAGCUAUAACAACGCAUGGAUCGAAUGUUUGCAACCAUCAGAUACAAUUCCUGAGUUUGAAACUAACUCUAAAAGCUCUGAUGAGUUUAGUUCUGAUGAAGAAAAUUCUAAGUCUAACCAUCCACUUAGUCAAACUUUAUCACCUUUAAAAAAUAGGCAUUUGAAAAAAAUAUUAGGAAAAUUUUCUGAUGCUGAAUCAUCGUUUAACUCCAGAAACAGUGAAGAAUUCGUGUGUUUUACUACCAGUAACCACGAAAACUCUAAAGAAAUGUUAGACACUAGUGAAUUUCAAUUAUUAAAAAAUCAAAGUGACUCUUCAUCUGAUGAUGAAAGUAAGGAAAAUUUUGAAAACUACUUGGACUCCUAUUCAAGAAGUUCAAAUGUAUUCGACUUGAAAUCCCUAAAACAAUGUUUAACCAGGUCUUCCAACCAUCAUUGGAAUCUUAAUAGUUUGAAUGUCAAAGUUAUGCUGUGCAUUCAAAUGGAAUAUUGUGACUGUGAUCUCUAUCAGUGGCUUCAAUCUAGAGCCAGAGGAGAAGAUUUACCUUUCCAAAAAGAUGUUAUGCUUAUUUUCAAAGAUAUUUUGCAGGGUGUUGCCCAUAUACAUUCUAAAAAUAUUAUCCAUCGGGAUUUGAAGCCACAUAAUAUAUUUUACUCCAAAAAAUAUAAUGUCAUGAAAAUUGGAGAUUUUGGGUUAGCCACGCUUGCAGACUGCUCAUCUCAAGAUGAAAAUGGGCAAGUUUCAACUUCUUUUAGCUCCAAUCUUGGAACACUUCCUUAUGCUGCUCCAGAGCAAAGAGAUCCGAAAAGUACUUAUGAUUCAAAGGUGGAUAUAUACAGCUUGGGAAUAAUAUUAAUUGAGCUGCUAAAUGAAUUUCCGACUCAAAUGGAAUUCAGUAAAGCAAUUGAUGGUAUACUAAAAGGGAAUUUUCCUGAAGUAAUGAUUAAAAAUUAUCCAAAUCAUAUUGAAUUAGUUGAGAAUCUUGUACAGAAGAAUCCCUCUCAAAGAAUGACAGCAAGAGAAAUUCUUAAUCAUUCAUUGCUUGAAGACAAUCUAGAGAAAAUUGAAAGACAAUGGGCAACCAAAGUAGUUGAAUUGAAGAAAUUAUUGUUUGAAAAGGAACAAGAAAUAGAAAAACUGAAGAAAAUCAUUGAAAAAAAAGAUGAAUUAAUAUCCAUGCAUAACCAAAAUUUAUAACAGUUUAAUA
Uloborus diversus is the source of this 1982-nucleotide messenger RNA. RefSeq lists its product as uncharacterized. Bases 149 to 1972 code for a protein of 607 amino acids. NCBI's taxonomy places the organism in Eukaryota, Metazoa, Arthropoda, Arachnida, Araneae, Uloboridae. Gene Ontology annotation, biological process: protein phosphorylation. The transcript has 17 exons. Gene Ontology annotation, molecular function: ATP binding; protein kinase activity. The record is from RefSeq and is a predicted model, not a curated record.